UUUCAACCAAACGGACAUAAAACUAAGAAAGUGAAAAUGCGAAAGAUUCAUUUGUUGUUAGCUACGGCUACAAUUUACCUUUGCCUACCAGCAGCUGAAUGUGUUUUUGAAAAAACGAUCGAAUCCUUUCUGAAAGAGUUGAGUGUGCGCAUGUGCCAUCCCAUACCAAAUUUGGGGUUGCCUGCAUUAGAUCCUCUGACCGUCAAUCAUGCAGAGACAGCCAUGGACAAUAAAUACCUUAUAGAUUUUACCGGCUCUAUAGACAAUUUUAAGGUACAUGGACUCUCCGAUUUUGUCAUAAACAAAUUGUCUAUAAAUAUUGUUCCUGGUGUAACACGUAGUACUAUCAAUGUUACCUUCCCAUAUACCUAUUUGAAAUCCAUAUAUACCGCAAAGGGAUCUUUAGCAUAUAUUUUGAAUUUGGCUGGCGAUGGCAAUGCGGAAACAACAAUAACCGACUUUAAUUUUGAAAUUUCUUGGAGAAUUAAGGCAUCAAUUGGCCCUUUGGCAAUUACCGCACUUAAAAUUGAUAUGCUUUUGGGAGAUUUGAAAAUCAAUUUUGAUAAUUUGUUAGAGGAAGAACGUAUUAAUAAUUUUGUACAUGCACUUGUUAAUGAAAUGGGCGUUGAAUUACUCGGUGAUAUUUGGAAUUAUGAGCAGCCUACGGCAAUCGACAAGGUCGAAACUAUCAUCAAUUCCAAACUCCCUGAUCUCUUGAAGUUAAUCACUGGAGGUAAUGGUGGAGAAGGCCCUCCUGUGUUUGAUGGUGUCGAGCCGGACUGCAAAUCGGAAAUUGGGAACUAAGACUGAGUCAAGGAUAUUAUACUCUAUAUUAUAUUUUUAUUGUUCAUAUGCCGAUAAGUAAGCAGAGAAAUAUAUUUAUAGGCUUGUUGGCUAAUCUUUUAUAGAUAAAGUACGCGUACACCUAUGAAACCCCAAUUUACAUUCUAAUCCAAAAGCUGAUAGUGAAUUUCUUUUGCUACUUGAUAUUGUUGAUGUGGGGUAAUAAUAAAGCCACUGUAUUUGAUAACUAUUUAUUGACUUGUAGCUGCGAAAAUACAAAGUUUUUGUUAUCAGGACUGCAUUCAUUGAAAUCUUAAUCAACCAAA
This is a messenger RNA of Drosophila busckii, 1109 nucleotides long. RefSeq lists its product as uncharacterized. The record is from RefSeq and is a predicted model, not a curated record. Lineage: Eukaryota; Metazoa; Arthropoda; Insecta; Diptera; Drosophilidae. Bases 37 to 804 code for a protein of 255 amino acids. The transcript is spliced from 4 exons.